UAGGAUUUUCGGAAGAUGAUGAUUCAGAGGAGAUCAAAAGGUCUUGGAUGGGGAAAGGAAGAAGGAUUUUCAGAAGAUGGAGAAGGUUCACGGUCGGCUGGUCAAUAUUCUCGAGGGGCUCGGGCUCCACGUCGGAGUUUUUAGCCCCGCCGAGCAGAAACAGAUUGUGGAUUGCAUCUAUGCCUUCCAGAAGAAAGGUCGGAACAGUGAGCUCAGAGAACGAACGUAUUCGGAGCCGAGGAAAUGGAUGCACGGUCAAGUUCGGAUAAUAAUUCAGUUCGGUUGCUGCUACAAUUAUGCAGUGGACAAAGCAUCGCAACCCUCCAGGCAUAAUUCGCGACGAACAAGUCGAUCCCAUUCCCCCUUUGCUGAAAUUUAUAAUCAAAAGAAUGGUAGCAUGGCGAGUCCUUCCCACCACAUGCAUUCCCAACAGCUGCAUCGUGAACAUUUAUGACAAAGAUGAUUGCAUUCCUCCGCAUAUCGACCACCAUGAUUUCUUGCGGCCCUUCUGCACGGUUUCCUUUCUGUCGGAGUGCAAUAUUCUGUUUGGGACAGAGCUGAAGGUGCUCGGCCCAGGAGAAUUUUCCGGCUCCACUGCUAUACCUCUGCCUGUUGGCUCUGUGCUUAUUCUGAACGGAAAUGGAGCUGAAAUCGCUAAGCACUGUGUGCCCGCUGUGCCUUCAAGUAUAACCCCAACCAAUUCAAUCUGGAUGACUUCCCUCCUCUUGGCUUUGGUUCGGCUGGCCACUCGAAGAAAACGAUCCGUUCACUUAGACAGUGAAAGUGAAUUCCGUCUGUUUAAGUAACAUUGUCAUGGAUGUCUCAGAGGAACUCAAGUCCUGUUCAGCAAUGAACAAUUUUCUUUUUGGACUUGAUUGAGCUUCAAAGCUCCUCUUUUCUUGUGUUAUGUAUUUGUAGAUUUAUCUGAUUGAUUGGAUAAGGUUUUUUGCAUUGUAUAAGCUAUAAAAAAUAUUGACAAUAACACUGCAUCUUGCCAUUGAUGGCGAUUUUGUUUUGUAA
Messenger RNA from Zingiber officinale, 1020 nucleotides. Its product is annotated as RNA demethylase ALKBH9B-like. The transcript is spliced from 4 exons. Lineage: Eukaryota; Viridiplantae; Streptophyta; Magnoliopsida; Zingiberales; Zingiberaceae. The record is from RefSeq and is a predicted model, not a curated record. Gene Ontology annotation, molecular function: demethylase activity; mRNA binding. The coding region runs from base 297 to 806 and encodes 169 amino acids. Gene Ontology annotation, biological process: mRNA catabolic process.